This is a messenger RNA of Echinops telfairi (small Madagascar hedgehog), 3152 nucleotides long. It is a transcript of the gene KPNB1, whose product is annotated as karyopherin subunit beta 1. Bases 332 to 2527 code for a protein of 731 amino acids. The record is from RefSeq and is a predicted model, not a curated record. Lineage: Eukaryota; Metazoa; Chordata; Mammalia; Afrosoricida; Tenrecidae. Gene Ontology annotation, biological process: protein import into nucleus. Gene Ontology annotation, cellular component: nucleus; cytoplasm. The transcript is spliced from 20 exons. Gene Ontology annotation, molecular function: nuclear import signal receptor activity; protein binding.
UUUCCUUGUGGAACUGUCCAGAGUGCUGGCAAAUCCAGGAAACAGUCAGGUUGCCAGAGUUGCAGCUGGUCUACAAAUCAAGAACUCUUUGACAUCUAAGGACCCAGACAUCAAGGCACAAUAUCAACAGAGAUGGCUUGCUAUUGAUGCUAAUGCUCGACGGGAAGUCAAGAACUAUGUUUUGCAGACUUUGGGCACCGAGACCUACCGACCUAGCUCUGCCUCUCAGUGUGUGGCUGGUAUUGCCUGUGCGGAGAUCCCAGUGAACCAGUGGCCAGAACUCAUUCCUCAGUUGGUGGCCAAUGUCACAAACCCCAACAGCACAGAGCACAUGAAAGAGUCCACAUUGGAAGCUAUUGGUUACAUUUGCCAGGACAUAGACCCAGAGCAGCUACAGGAUAAAUCCAAUGAGAUCCUGACCGCCAUAAUCCAGGGAAUGAGGAAGGAAGAGCCUAGUAAUAAUGUGAAGCUAGCAGCUACCAAUGCGCUCCUGAACUCCUUAGAGUUCACCAAGGCGAACUUCGACAAAGAGUCCGAAAGGCACUUUAUUAUGCAGGUGGUCUGUGAAGCCACGCAGUGUCCCGACACGAGGGUGCGCGUGGCCGCGUUGCAGAACCUGGUGAAGAUAAUGUCCUUGUACUACCAGUACAUGGAGACGUACAUGGGCCCUGCUCUUUUUGCUAUCACAAUUGAAGCAAUGAAAAGUGAUAUUGAUGAGGUGGCACUACAAGGGAUCGAGUUCUGGUCCAACGUCUGUGAUGAGGAAAUGGAUCUGGCCAUUGAGGCUUCAGAGGCAGCAGAACAAGGGCGGCCCCCUGAGCACACCAGCAAGUUUUAUGCGAAGGGAGCACUGCAGUACCUGGUUCCCAUCCUCACACAGACACUAACUAAACAGGAUGAAAAUGAUGACGACGAUGACUGGAAUCCCUGCAAAGCAGCAGGCGUGUGCCUCAUGCUUCUGGCCACUUGCUGUGAAGAUGACAUCGUCCCACAUGUCCUUCCCUUUAUUAAAGAGCACAUCAAGAAUCCCGAUUGGCGGUACCGGGAUGCAGCAGUGAUGGCUUUUGGCAGUAUUUUGGAAGGACCAGAGCCCAAUCAGCUCAAACCACUAGUGAUACAGGCUAUGCCUACCCUAAUAGAGUUAAUGAAAGACCCCAGUGUCGUCGUUCGAGAUACCACUGCGUGGACUGUGGGUAGGAUUUGUGAACUGCUCCCCGAAGCUGCCAUCAAUGAUGUCUACUUGGCUCCCCUGAUGCAGUGUCUGAUUGAGGGCCUUAGUGCUGAACCCAGAGUGGCUUCAAAUGUGUGCUGGGCUUUCUCCAGUCUGGCUGAAGCUGCUUAUGAAGCUGCAGAUGUAGCUGAUGACCAGGAAGAACCGGCUACCUAUUGUUUAUCUUCCUCAUUUGAACUCAUCGUUCAGAAGCUUCUGGAGACCACAGAUCGGCCGGAUGGACACCAGAACAACCUGCGGAGUGCUGCCUAUGAGUCUCUCAUGGAAAUUGUGAAAAACAGUGCCAAGGAUUGUUACCCUGCAGUUCAGAAAACGACUCUGGUCAUCAUGGAGCGGCUGCAGCAAGUACUUCAGAUGGAGUCACACAUUCAGAGCACAUCUGAUAGGAUCCAGUUCAAUGACCUUCAGUCUUUACUGUGCGCCACUCUGCAGAAUGUUCUCCGGAAAGUGCAGCAUCAAGAUGCUUUGCAGAUUUCUGAUGUGGUCAUGGCCUCCUUGUUAAGGAUGUUCCAGAGCACCGCUGGGUCUGGGAGAGUACAGGAGGAUGCCCUGAUGGCAGUUAGCACACUGGUGGAAGUGCUGGGUGGUGAAUUCCUAAAGUACAUGGAAGCCUUUAAGCCCUUCCUGGGCAUUGGAUUGAAAAAUUAUGCUGAGUACCAGGUUUGUUUGGCAUCGGUGGGCAUAGUGGGCGACUUGUGCCGGGCCCUGCAGUCUAACAUCCUACCUUUCUGUGAUGAAGUGAUGCAGCUGCUCCUGGAGAAUUUGGGGAAUGAGAAUGUCCACAGGUCUGUGAAGCCACAGAUCCUGUCGGUGUUUGGUGAUAUUGCCCUUGCUAUUGGUGGAGAGUUUAAGAAAUACCUUGAGGUUGUAUUGAACACUCUUCAGCAGGCCUCCCAAGCCCAGGUGGACAAGUCAGACUAUGACAUGGUGGAUUAUCUGAAUGAGCUAAGGGAAGGCUGCUUGGAAGCCUAUACUGGAAUCGUCCAGGGAUUGAAAGGAGAUCAGGAGAACGUACACCCCGAUGUGAUGCUGGUCCAGCCCAGAGUAGAGUUUAUUCUGUCUUUCAUUGACCACAUUGCCGGCGAUGAGGAUCAUACGGAUGGAGUGGUGGCUUGUUCUGCUGGUCUGAUAGGGGAUUUAUGUACAGCGUUUGGGAAGGAUGUACUGAAAUUAAUAGAAGCUAGGCCCAUGAUCCAUGAACUGUUAACUGAAGGACGGAGAUCGAAGACUAACAAAGCAAAAACCCUUGCUACAUGGGCAACAAAAGAACUGAGGAAACUGAAGAACCAAGCUUGAUCUGUUACCAUUGGGAUGAUAACCUGAGACCCCCACUGGAAAUCUCCAAUCUUUUGAAAAACCCGGAAGUGAGGAGUGUGCACGGAUGCUGAAUGUUUGGGAAUGAGAGGAUGAGUGAGUGAGGCUUGAAAACACCACAUUGAACAUCCUGCCGCCGCCGCAGCAGCCGCCGCAGCCACAACAGCAGCGCUGUUAGUGAGCUCAGUAAGCACUGACUUCGUAGAAAACCCUAACAUCGGCCAUCUUGGAAAAGAGGAAAAAUGAUGGAUUUACUUUUUUUUUUUUUUUUAAGGAAAAAAAAAAAGGAAGAAAGCUAUGUCUUCCCAGGAGACGCUAGAACUAGCUUUCCUGUCUUUUGGCCGGUGCUGAGUGGAAUGUCUGGUUUGGGAGAGGAGGGACUAGGUUCAGCAGUGGUGCGUGGUUGUAAAAGGCAGCCUGGCCUUUGCUACUGAUGAGAAAGAUGGAGCCUGGGUCUCCAGCCCGCCUUCAGUGUACCUUUGCCACAUGGUACUGUGCACAUGCUGGCCAGAAGGAGGGUGAGGGCGUCUUUUCAGUCUGAGAAUGAGUGUGUGUGAGUGAGGCGGUAUCCACAUUCUCAACUUCAAGUCAUUGCAGUUUCUCCCCC